This is a messenger RNA of Closterium sp. NIES-65, 8556 nucleotides long. The record is from the annotation of a GenBank genome assembly. NCBI's taxonomy places the organism in Eukaryota, Viridiplantae, Streptophyta, Zygnematophyceae, Desmidiales, Closteriaceae.
AUGGACGUGCACGUGGACAUGGACGUGGACAUGGACGUGGACAUGGACGUGGACGUGGACAUGGACCUGGACAUGGACGUGGACGUGGACGUGGACGUGGACAUGGACGUGGACGUGGACGUGGACCUGGACGUGGACGUGGACAUGGACGUGGACGUGGAGGACUUGGACGUGGACAUGGACAUGGACGUGGACGUGGACGUGGACGUGGACGUGGAUGUGGACGUGGACGUGGACGUGGGUAUGGACGUGGACAUGGUCAUGGACGUGGACGUGGACGUGGACGUGGACUUGGACUUGGACGUGGACGUGGACGUGGACAUGGACGUGGACGUGGACGUUGACGUGGACGUGGACGAGGACGUGGACGUGGACGUAGACGUGGACAUGGACGUGGACGUGGACGUGGACAUGGACGUGGACAUGGACGUGGACGAGGACGUGGACGUGGACGUGGACGUGGACGUGGACGUGGACAUGGACGUGGACAUGGACGUGGACAUGGACGUGGACGUAGAGGUAGACGUGGACGUCGACGUGGACGUGGACGUGGACGUGGACAUGGACGUGGACGUCGACGUGGACGUGGACGUGGUCGUGGACAUGGACGUGGACGUGGACGUGGACAUGGUCGUGGACGUGGACGUGGACAUGAACGUGGACAUGGACGUGGACGUGAACGUGGACGUGGACGUAGAAAUGGACAUGGACGUGGACGUGGACGUGGACGUGGACAUGGACGUGGACAUGGACGUGGACAUGGACGUGGACGUGGACGUGGACAUGGACGUGGACGUGGACGUGGACGUGGACGUGGUCGUGGACAUGGACGUGGACGUGGACGUAGACGUGGACGUGGUCGUGGACAUGGACGUGGACGUGGACGUGGACAUGGUCGUGGACGUGGACGUGGACAUGAACGUGGACAUGGACGUGGACGUGAACGUGGACGUGGACGUGGACAUGGACAUGGACGUGGACGUGGACUUGGACGUAGACAUGGUCGUGGACGUGGACGUGGACGUGGUCGUGGACGUGGACGUGGACGUGGACGUGGACGUGGACAUGGACGUGGACGUGGACGUGGACAUGGACGUGGACGUGGACGAGGAGGUGGACGUUGACGUGGACGUGGACGUGGACGUGGACUUGGACGUGGACGUGGACGUGGACAUGGACGUGGACAUGGACGUGGACAUGGACGUGGACGUGGACGUAGACGUGGACGUGGACGUGGACAAGGACGUGGACGUGGACGUGGACGUGGACAUGGACGUGGACGUGGACGUGGACAUGGACGUGGACGUGGACGUGGACAUGGACAUGGACGUGGACGUGGACGUGGACGUGGACAUGGACAUGGACGUGGACGUGGACGUGGACGUAGACGUAGACGUGGACGUGGACGUGGACAUGGACAUGGACGUGGACGUGGACGUGGACGUGGACAUGGUCGUGGACGUGGACGUGGACGUGGACAUGGACGUGGACGUGGACGUGGACGUGGACGUGGACGUGGACAUGGACAUGGACAUGGACGUGGACGUGGACCUGGACGUGGACAUGGACAUGGACGUGGACAUGGACAUGGACAUGGACGUGGACGUGGACAUGGACAUGGACAUCGACAUGGACGUGGACGUGGACGUGGACGUGGACAUGGACGUGGACAUGGACAUGGACGUGGACGUGGACGUGGACGUGGACAUGGUCAUGGACGUGGACGUGGACGUGGACGUGGACAUGGACAUGGACGUGGACGUGGACGUGGACGUGGACGUGGACGUGGACGUGGACGUGGACGUGGACGUGGACGUGGACAUGGACAUGGACGUGGACGUGGACGUGGACGUGGACAUGGUCGUGGACGUGGACGUGGACAUGGACGUGGACGUGGACGUGGACGUGGACAUGGACGUGGACGUGGACGUGGACGUGGACGUGGACGUGGACGUGGACGUGGACAUGGACGUGGACGUGGACAUGGACGUGGACGUGGACGUGGACGUGGACGUGGACUUGGACGUGGACGUGGACGUGGACGUGGACGAGGACGUGGACGUGGACGUGGACGUGGACGUGGACGUGGACAUGGACGUGGAUGUGAACGUGGACGUGGACGUGGACGUGGACGUGGACGUGGACAUGGACGUGGACGUGGACGAGGACGUGGACGUGGACAUGGACAUGGACGUGGACAUGGACAUGGACAUGAACGUGGACGUGGACAUGGACAUGGACAUGGACGUGGACGUGGACGUGGACGUGGACAUGGACGUGGACGUGGACGUGGACGUGGACGUGGACGAGGACGUGGACGUGGACGUGGACGUGGACGUGGACAUGGACGUGGACGUGAACGUGGACGUGGACGUGGACGUGGACGUGGACGUGGACGUGGACGUGGACAUGGACGUGGACGUGGACGAGGACGUGGACGUGGACGUGGACGUAGACGUGGACAUAGACAUGGACGUGGACGUGGACGUGGACAUGGACAUGGACGUGGACGUGGACGAGGACGUGGACGUGGACAUGGACGUGGACGUGGACGUGGACAUGGACGUGGACAUGGACGUGGACGUGGACGUGGACGUGGACAUGGACGUGGACGAGGACGUGGACGUGGACAUGGACAUGGACGUGGACGUGGACGUGGACGUGGACAUGGACGUGGACGUGGACAUGGACGUGGACAUGGACGUGGACGUGGACGUGGACAUGGACGUGGACGUGGACAUGGACGUGGACGUGGACGUGGACGUGGACGUGGACGUGGACAUGGACGUGGACGUGGACAUGGACGUGGACGUGGACAUGGACGUGGACGUGGACAUGGACGUGGACAUGGACGUGGACGUGGACGUGGACAUGGACGUGGACGUGGACAUGGACGUGGACAUGGACAUGGACGUGGACGUGGACGUGGACGUGGACGAUGACGUGGACGUGGACGUGGACGUGGACUUGGACGUGGACGUGGACGUGGACAUGGACGUGGACAUGGACGUGGACAUGGACGUGGACGUGGACGUGGACGUGGACGUGGACAUGGACGUAGACGUGGACGUGGACAUGGACGUGGACGUGGACGUGGACGUGGACGUGGACAUGGUCGUGGACGUGGACGUGGACAUGGACGUGGACGUGGACGUGGACGUGGACGUGGACGUGGACGUGGACGUGGACCUGGACGUGGACGUGGACGUGGACGUGGACGUGGACGUGGACAUGGACGUGGACGUGGACGUGGACGUGGACGUGGACAUGGACGUGGACGUGGACGUGGACGUGGACGUGGACAUGGACGUGGACGUGGACGUGGACGUGGACAGGGACGUGGACAGGGACGUGGACGUGGACGUGGACGUGGACGUGGACAUGGACGUGGACGUGGACGUGGACGUGGACGUGGACGUGGACGAGGACGUGGACGUGGACGUGGACGUGGACGUGGACAUGGACGUGGACGUGAACGUGGACGUGAACGUGGACGUGGACGUGGACGUGGACGUGGACAUGGACGUGGACGUGGACGAGGACGUGGACGUGGACGUGGACGUGGACGUGGACAUAGACAUGGACGUGGACGUGGACGUGGACGUUGACAUGGACGUGGACGUGGACGAGGACGUGGACGUGGACGUGGACAUGGACGUGGACGUGGACGUGGACGUGGACGUGGACGUGGACGUGGACGUGGACGUGGACGUGGACGUGGACGAGGACGUGGACGUGGACGUGGACGUGGACGUGGACGUGGACAUGGACGUGGACGUGGACGUGGACAAAAACGUGGACGUGGACGUGGACGUGGACAUGGACGUGGACAUGGACAUGGACGUGGACGUGGACGUGGACGUGGACGUGGACAUGGACGAGGACGUGGACGUGGACGUGGAUGUGGCCAUGGACGUGGACGAUGACGUGGACGUGGACUUGGACGUGGACGAGGACGUGGACGUGGACAUGGACGAGCACGUGGUGGACGUGGACGUGGACGUAGUCGUGGACGUGGUGGACGUGGACGUGGACUUAGUCGUGGACGUGGACGUGGACGUGGACGCGGUCGUGGACGUGGACGUAGACGUGGACGCGGUCGUGGACGCGGUCGUGGACGCGGUCGUGGACGCGGUCGUGGACGUGGACGUGGACGUGGACGUGGACAUGGACGUGGAAGUGGACUUUGACGUGGUCGUGGACGUGGACGUGGACGUGGUCGUGGACGUGGACGUUGACAUGGACGUGGACGUGGACGUGGACGUGGACGUGGACGUGGUCGUGGAUGUGGACGUGAACGUGGAGACCUGGACGUGGACGUGGACUUGGCCGUGGACAUGGACGGACGUGGACCUCGACGUGGUCGUGGACGUGGACGUGGACGUGGAAAUGGACUUGGACGUGGACGUGCACGUGGAUGUGGACUUGGAUGUGGCCGUGGACGUGGACGCGGACAUGGACGUGGACGUGGACCUGGACGUGGUCGUGGACGUGGACGUAGACGUGGACGUGGACGUGAACGUGGACGUGGUGGUGGACGUGGACGUGGACGUGGACGUGGUCGUGGACGUGAACGUGGACGUGGUCAUGGACGUGGUCGUAGACGUGGACUUGGACAUGGACGUGGACGUGGUCGUGGACGUGGACGUGGACAUGGACGUGGACGUGGACGUGGACCUGGACGUGGUCGUGGACGUGGACGUGGACGUGGACGUGGACGUGGACGUGGUCGUUGACGUGGUAGUGGACGUGGACGUGGUUGUGGACGUGGACGUGGACGUGGACGUGGACGUGGAUGUGGACGUGGACGUGGACGUAGACGUGGACGUUGACGUGGACGUGGACGUGGUCGUGGACUUAGACGUGGACGUGGACGUGGACGUGGUCGUGGACGUGGACGUCGACGUGGUCGUGGACGUGGACGUGGACGUGGACGUGGUCGUGGACGUGGACGUGGACCUGGUCGUGGACGUGGUCUUGGACGUGGACGUGGACCUGGACGUGGACGUGGACGUGGACGUGGACGUGGACGUGGUCGUGGACAUGAACAUGGACGUGGACGUGGACAUGGACCUGGAGGUGGACCUGGACUUGGACGUGGACGUGGACGUGGACGUGGACAUGGUCGUGGACGUGGACGUGGACGUGGACGUGGUCGUGGACGUGGACGUGGACGUUGUCGUGGUCGUGGACGUGGACGGACGUGACGUGGUGGACGUGGUCGUGGACGUGGAAAUGGACGUGGACGUGGACGGGGUCGUAGACGUGGUGGACGUGGUCGUGGACGUGGUCGUGGACGUGGUUGUGGACGUGGACGUGGUCGUGGACGUGAACGUGGACAGGGACAUGGACGUGGUCGUGGACGUGGACGUGGACGUGGACGUGGUGGACGUGGUCGUUGACGUGGACUUGGACGUGGUGGACGUGGACGUGGACGUGGACGUGGUCGUGGACGUGGACGUGGACAUGGACGUGGACGUGGACGUGGACGUGGACGUGGACGUGGUCGUGGACGUGGACGUGGUCGUGGACGUGGACGUGGACGUGGUCUUGGACGUGGUCUUGGACCUGGACCUGGACGUGGACGUGGACAUGGUCGUGGACGUGGACGUGGACGUGGUCGUGGACGUGGACGUGGACUUGGACGUGGACGUGGACGUGGACUUCGACGUGGACGUGGUCGUGGACGUGGACGUGGACGCAGUCGUGGACGCGGUCCUGGACGUGGAUGUGGACGUGGUGGACGUGGACGUGGACGUGGUCUUGGACGUGGACUUGGAUGUGGACGUGGACGUGGUCGACGUUGACGUGGACGUGGACGUGGACGCAAACGUGGACGUGGUCGUGGACGUGGACGUGGACGUGGUCGUGGACGUGGACGUGGACGUGGACCUGGACCUGGACGUGGGCGCCGACGUGGACGUGGACGUGGUGGACUUGGACGUGGACAAGGACGUGGUCGUGGACGUGAAGGUGAACGUGGUCUUGGACGUGGACGUGGACAUGGACGUGGACGUGGUCGUGGACGUGAACGUGGACGUGGACAUGGACGUGGUCGUGGACGUGGACGUGGAGGUGGACGUGGACGUGGACGUGGACGUGGUCACGGACGUGGACGUGGUGGACGUGGACGUGGACGUGGUCGUCGCUGGGUCGGACGUGGACGUGGACGUGGACGUGGACUUUGACGUGGACGUGGACGUGGUCGUGGACAUGGACGUGGACUUGGACUUGGACGUGGACGUGGUCGUGGACUUGGACGUGGACUUGGACGUGGUCGUGGACAUGGACGUGGACGUGGACGUAGACGUGGUCGUGGACGUGGACGUGGUCGUGGACGUGGUCGUGGUCGUGGACGUGGACGUGGACGUAGUGGACGCGGUCGUAGACGUGGUCGUGGACGUGGACCUGGAUGCGGUCGUGGACGUGGACGUGGACGUGGACGCGGUCGUGGACGUGGUCGUGGACGCGGUCGUGGACGCGGUCGUGGACGUGGACGCGGUCGUGGACGCAGUCGUGGACGUGGACGUGGACGUGGUGGACGUGGAAGUGGACGUGGACUUGGACGUGGUCGUGGACGUGGACGUGGACGUGGACGUGGUCGUGGACGUGGACGUGGUCGUGGACGUGGACGUGGACGUGGACGUGGUUGUGGACGUGGACGUGGUCGUGGACGUGGACGUAGUCGUGGACGUGGACGUGGACGUGGACGUGGACGUGGAGGUGGACGUGGACGUGGACGUGCAGGUGGACGUGGACGUGGACGUGGACGUGGACGUGGUCGCGGACGUGGUCGCGGACGUGGACGUGGUCGUGGAUGUGGACGUGGUCGUGGACGUGGUCGUGGACGUGGACGUGGACGUGGACGUGGACGUGGACGUAAACGUGGACGUGGACCUGGACGUGGACGUGGACGUGGACGUGGACGUGGACGUGCAGGUGGACGUGGACGUGGACAUGGACCUGGACCUAGACGUGGACGUGGACGUGGUGGACGUGGUCGUGGACGUGGACGUGGUCGUGGACGUGGACGUGGUCGUGGACGUGGGCAUGGACGUGGACGUGGUGGACGUGGACAUGGACGUGGACGUGGUCGUGGACGUGGAAGUGGACGUGGACGUGGAUGUGGACGUGGAUGUAGACGUGGACGUGGUCUUGGACGUGAACGUGGACGUGGACAUGGACGUGAUCGUGGACCUGGACAUGGAUGUGGACGUGGACGUGGACGUGGUCGUAGACGUGGACGUGGACGUGGACGUGGACGUGGUCGUAGACGUGGUCGUGGACAUGGACGUGGACGUGGACGUGGUCGUGGACAUGGAUGUGGACGUGGACGUGGAUGUGAACGUGGACGUGGACAUGGACGUGGAUGUGGUCGUGGAGGUGGAUAUGGAUGUGGACGUGGACGAGGACGUGGACGUGGUCGUGGACGUGGACGUGGACGUGGUCGUGGUCGUGGUCAUGGACGUGGACGUGGACUUGGACGUGGACGUGGACUUGGACGUGGACGUGGACGUAGACGUGGUGGUGGACGUGGACGUGGACGUGGACAUGGUCGUGGACGUGGUCGUGGACAUGGACGAGCAUGUGGUGGACGUGGACGUGGACGUAGUCGUGGACGUGGUGGACGUGGACGUGGACGUAGUCGUGGACGUGGACGUGGACGUGGACGCGGUCGUGGACGUGGACGCGGUCGUGGACGUGGACGUAGACGUGGACGCGGUCGUAGACGCGGUCGUGGACGCGGUCGUGGACGUGGUCGUGGACGUGGUGGACGCGGUCGUGGACGCGGUCGUGGACGUGGACAUGGACGUGGACGUGGACGUGGACAUGGACGUGGAAGUGGACUUUGACGUGGUCGUGGACGUGGACGUGGACGUGGUCGUGGACGUGGACGUUGACAUGGACGUGGACGUGGACGUGGACGUGGACGUGGACGUGGACGUGGACGUGGUCGUGGACGUGGACGUGGACAUGGAAGUGGUCGUGGACGUGGACGUAGACGUGGACGUGGACGUGGAGACCUGGACGUGGACGUGGACUUGGCCGUGGACAUGGACGGACGUGGACCUCGACGUGGUCGUGGACGUGGACGUGGACGUGGAAGUGGACUUGGACGUGGACGUGGACGUGGAUGUGGACUUGGAUGUGGCCGUGGACGUGGACGCGGACAUGGACGUGGACGUGGACCUCGACGUGGUCGUGGACGUGGACGUAGACGUGGACGUGGACGUGAACGUGGUGGUGGACGUGGACGUGGACGUGGACGUGGUCGUGGACGUGAACGUGGACGUGGUCGUGGACGUGGACGUGGACGUGGUGGACGUGGACGCGGUCGUGGACGUGGACGUCGACGCGGUCGUGGACGCGGUCGUGGACGUGGACGUGGACGUGGUGGACGUGGACGUGGACUUGGUCAUGGACGUGGACGUGGACGUGGUGGACGUUGACGUGGAUGUGGACAUGGAUGUGGACGAGGUCGUGGACGUGGACGUGGAAGUGGUCGUGGACGUGGACGUGGACCUGGACCUGGACGUGGAUGUGGCAUGGACGUAA